This is a messenger RNA of Vombatus ursinus (common wombat), 4282 nucleotides long. RefSeq names its product MYB binding protein 1a (gene MYBBP1A). Gene Ontology annotation, molecular function: transcription factor binding; sequence-specific DNA binding; transcription corepressor activity. The transcript is spliced from 27 exons. The coding region runs from base 1 to 4176 and encodes 1391 amino acids. Gene Ontology annotation, biological process: regulation of DNA-templated transcription. Gene Ontology annotation, cellular component: nucleolus. Lineage: Eukaryota; Metazoa; Chordata; Mammalia; Diprotodontia; Vombatidae. The record is from RefSeq and is a predicted model, not a curated record.
AUGGCGGGCACUCGGAGCUCCCGGGGCGCGCGGGGCGCGCGGGGCACGCGGGGCACGCGGGGAUCGCGGGCGGCGGCGGCGGCGGCGGCGGCGGAGGCCGAGCUGGAGCCUGCCGAGGUGGCGGAGGAGACGACGGAGAAGGAGGAGGAGGCGGCGGCGGCGGCGGCGGCGAUGGCGGGCGCGGCGCGGGGGGCCGCGGGGGCGGAGGAGCGGGCCCCCGGCUCGGUGUCGGCGGCGCCGCUGCUGCAGCAGAGCCGGGACUUCCUGGACCUGUUCUGGGGCAUCGCCAAGCCGGCCCAGGAGGAGCGGCUGGCGGCCACGGCGGCGCUGGUGGAGCGGCUGCGGGAGCGCCCCCAGGAGGCUGAGCUCCAGUACGCCCUGAAGCGGCUCAUCGAGGGCCUGGGGGCCACCUGGGAGGCAGCGAGGCCAGGCUUCAGCCUGGCCCUGAGCCAGGUGUUACAGGUCCUGGAGGACAUCCCUUUGUACGGGGUCUUGGAGCAGAUAAGAGAAAAGCACGACCUGCAGAAGAAGAAGCUCCUGCGGAGUGCCGCCUUUGGGAACUUCUUUGGGGUCUUGGCGCUGUUUCAGUCGGGCCGCCUGGUAAAGGACCCCAAGGUGCUAGUGGAAGCUGUCCAGCUUCUGCAGUGCCUGGCCCAGCACCGAAACCAUCUUCAGGACCUGCCUCGCCGUACGCUGGUAGACAUCCUCUCCGAGAUCCCAGAGCCUGUGUUCGAGGGGGUCCUGUUGGACGUCCUCCGGGCUGACUUCACCUCAGCCUUCAGUACCCCUGAGCAGCUUCAGCUCCUCCUAGUGGGGCUCCAGAGGUUCCCAGGUGUCCUGCAGCCCAAGAAGCUGAAGAGGCUGCUGGGCUCGGCCUCUGUGGUCACCAAGGAGACCGUCCCCAGGUUGGUGGAAGUUCUGAACGUCGCGGCCAAGUCUGUGAAGAAGCAGAAGGUGCUGCCUCCUGUGGGCCUGGAUCUCAUCCGCGUCGCCCUGCAGGAGGGCGCCUUUGAACUCUUCUGGAAGGGCGUGGUGGAGGACGGGCUUCUUGAGGAGCACUCUGGGCCUGGCAGUUACACAGCCUUCCGCCUGCUGGGCAGUGCCCUGCCCUUGCUGUCCCUGGAGCAGCUCCGCAUGGUCCUCCGCGGAGAAGUGAUGCGUCGAUACGGGGACCACGUGCUCUCGGCCCAGCUCCCUUCAAGAUUCAAGUUUGCCCCAGAGAUGGAGAAGUACGUGGGCUCCUUCCUGGAGGGCUGUGCGGACCCCGAGAAGCAGCUGGCUGUGCUGGUGGCCUUCUCCUCCCUCACCAACCAGGGCCACCCGGUGGUGCCCAGCCUGUGGCCCGUGGUGAAGCACCUGCAGCCCGAGGCGCUGCACCGCUACAGCAGCUGGCUGCGGGAUAUGUUUCUGCGGCCCGACCUGGGCAGCUGCCUCGAGUUCAGCACCAGCCGCCAGAAGAAGAAUGCCGCGGAAGAUGAAAGCGGGCGCGUGGCGGCGGCCGAGAGGUCUGUGUUUCGCCUGCGGAAGUGGCUCAUUCAGAGACUGACCAGCAUCGUGGAGAACGCCCAGGUGACGAAGGAUGAGGCCUUUGUCGUGGGCAUCGCCAGGUUCUGCUUUUUUCAUUCAUUCUUUGAGACAAAGAAACCUUCCAAGGACAUUCCUGAGUCAGAGCAGCAUGUCUCUGUGCCACUGGACAGCGAGACCAGAGAUGCUGCUGGGAACGCCUUCUUCAGUUUGCUGCAGACCUUGAACUCCCUCCCCUUGCUGGGAGAAGCCCCGAAGGCAGUGCCAAGCCUGUCCAAAGGGAAGGUUGGCCAUGGCAUGAUGGCGGACGGCCAGCUCUGGACCCAGCAUUUGGUGCAGUACGCGGACCUCCUGCUGUCCCACGGUAAGAACGUCCGGCCGGUGAAGCCCUUUGCUGUCGAGGAGAAGACUGCCUGGGACCGGAUGUUGCAGUCCGUGGAUCGCCUGCAGCAGCGGGUCAAGGACAGCCUUAUGGCCGAGAUCACGGCCUUCCAGCAGCUCCUGCUUCUGGUGGGCAUCCACCUUUUCAAGGUGCCCAGCGAAUGUGUUGACCUGUUGAGUGACCUGCAGAGCUGCAUCGAGAAAGCCCUGGUCAAGAAGGCCAAGAAGGCCAAGAAAGCCACGAAGGCAGCCGCCGCAGGUGCGGAAGAGCCCCAGUGGGUGGAGGUGAUGGUGGAGAUCCUGCUGGCGCUGCUGUCUCAGCCCAGCCGCCUCAUGCGCCAGGUCUCCCGCAGCGUGUUCGCCCGCAUCUGCCCGCACCUGAACCGGCGGGCCCUGCAGCUGAUCCUGGACGUGCUGGACCCCGAUCGGGAGGAUGGGGCGGUGGUGGUCACGGAGGAGCCUGGCCAGAGGAAGAGGCCGGCCACGGCUGGAGAGGACGAGAGCGAGGAGGACUCAGACGAGGACGGCUCAGACGACGAUGGGGAGAGCGAGGACGAAGAUGUGGACGGGGCCAGUGAUGGGGAGGUGGACAGCGGUUUCAGGCAGCGGCUGAUGAGCGUGCUUCAGGCAGGGAAGGCGCUGGAUGCCGAUGGUGAGAGCAGCAGCGAGGAGCUGGACGAUGACGCCAUGAUGGCCCUGGACACGCGUCUCUCCAGCCUGUUUGCGGAGCAGAAGCUGCGGGUGCGGGCCAGGAAGCAGGAGAAGGAGAAGAUGCAGAAGGAGAAGAACCUUCGCUGUGACUUUAAGAUCAAGGUUCUGGACCUGGUGGAGGGCUUCCUGACCAGGCAGCCGGAGAACCCACUGGUCCUGGAGCUGCUCGAACCCCUGCUUGCCGUCAUCGAGCAGAGCAUGAGCCGUGACUCUGCCAAGCAGGAGCAGGACUUCUUGCGCAAGACGGCAGACAUCUUCACGAACCAGCUGUGCCGGGCCAAGCAGUACUGCCACAGCGUGGCGAGCCGGGCCGAGGACAUCCACGCCAUGCUGGAGCGGCUGGUGCAGCGGGCCAGCCGCCAGGCGGACUCUGCCGUCGCCCUCUACCACUUCAGUGCCUCCCUCUACCUGCUCCGGGUCCUGAAGGGGAACACCGCCAGGCCGCCAGCUGCCCCGUCCCCAAAGAAGCAGCGAAAAGCCAACGCCCCCCAACAGACAGAGGGCUCCAGCUGCCUGGACCUGGCCCGAGUGACGCAGCUGUACACCGAGGCGCUGACCAGCUUCCUGUCCAAGCGGAACAGCCCCCUCACGGCUGCCAUGUUUGUGGACCUUUUCACCCGCCACCCUACGAUCUGUCAGCAGCUGCUCCCCGUCGUCCUCCCGUUCGUCACGACCGGAGCCCGGCCUUACCACCAGGCCCAGGCUUGCUUGAUGCUCCUGAAGGCCUUGCAGAUGCGGGAGCUGAGGCAGUGCCUGGAGGGCCCAGCCUGGCAGGAGCUGAUUGGGGAUAGUAUCAGGCAGACCACCGAGAGUCUGAGAAUGGUGGGUAAGGCCGUGAACAAAAGCGUCCACCUCAAAAUGUUCAAGGCCUUGGAGCUCCUCAUCUUCCUCAUCAAGACUGUGAAGGAGGAGAAGCUGCCCACAAGUCUGGAGGCCCCCCUGGCUUUGCUGCAGACCCUGCGACAGAGUGACUGCUUGGGCAGCACGGGCCGCCUCUCCGACCUCACCUGGCAGGCCCUGAAGCUGCUGGGCGUCCCGCGCCCCAAGGAGGAGAAGGUCAGGGCUUCUCAGAACAAGGAUGCCGCCGGAGCCCCUGAGGAGCUGGCAGGACGGAAGCGGAAGAAAGGCUUCCUCCCCAAAACCAAGAAGCGCAGGAGGCGCCAGCAGGAGCCGGCGGCCCCCGAGGACAGCGAGGAGGCCCCCGCCACCGCCUCAGAGAGCACGAGGCAGAGGAAGAGGAGGAGGAGGAGGAGAAAAUCAAAGCGGCGCCAGACCCCGCCCGGGCCUGGGGUGAACGGCACCAGCGAGGGGACCCCUGCCCCAGACCCUGGCCAGAGCAAGGCCCCACCGCCUCAGGCCGUGGUGAAUGGGGCUCCGGGCUCCGAGGGGCCCAGGAAGAAACUCCAGGUUGGGAAGAGGAAGGACGGGCUGGACGCUGACCCCCCAGCCACCCCCCUGGUGAAAAAGGCCAAACUGCCCCCCACAACAGGCAGCGGCAGCCCCAAGGCCAGGCUGAGGAGGAGGCCGCGGCAGCCAGGGCCCGAGGGCAGCAGCCAGUGAGCGCCCCUGGUGCUCUACACGUACCAGAGACUCUGUUUUGACACCCAGUCCAAUAAAACCGCCUCUCCCUGGCCCCAGGGCUCGGUCAGGCUUCGUGGGCCUCAGA